Drosophila persimilis is the source of this 2779-nucleotide messenger RNA. RefSeq names its product ras-related protein Rap-2b. Bases 1044 to 1988 code for a protein of 314 amino acids. NCBI's taxonomy places the organism in Eukaryota, Metazoa, Arthropoda, Insecta, Diptera, Drosophilidae. Gene Ontology annotation, molecular function: GTP binding; GTPase activity. The transcript is spliced from 6 exons. The record is from RefSeq and is a predicted model, not a curated record.
GCUAAGCCAGCGCCAGAGCCAGAGCCAGAGCAACAACCAGAGUCAGAGCCAAAACCAAGAGCCAGAGCCACAGAAGCAGAGCAUCCAAACAGACGGAGCCACAGUGAGAGCCGAAGCCGGAUCCGGAGCCAGAGCCGAGCUCAGUCGCAAAUAUUCAGCAUCUUCUGGUUCUAAGAAACAUAAUUUUUUGGUUUUUUUUUUUUUGAAGAUCAAUUGCAAGAUUGUUUUUUGUGUUUUUGUGAGUGCAACUAAUUAAGAGUAUUGUUUUAUGAACAUUAACUGAAAACCAAGGCAAGCAAACAAACGGAAAAGCAAUCCGUUGCCGAAAAGAAAAUUGCACAGGAAAUCCACACCCCCAAAAGCAGGUAAACACGAAAAUUGGCGAGGAAAAUUAUCAUCGAGUCACGUAAUUAAAACGAAACGUAAGACGAGCAGAAAGAAGAAACAGCAGGCGAGUAGCAACAGGCAAAUAUUUGCAUACCACUGGAAGACCGAGAGAGAGAGAGAGAGAGAGAGAGAGAAGGAGAGAGUGUGCGAAGGAAAACGCUAACGGGGCUAAUAAUAAACUAAGGCCCAACUACCGCGUUAGCGUGGCCAUAACCAUUGCCCGUUACGGCUACAAAUACAUUUACACUUACUGCUGAUAAUAAAACGUCGCGUCGUGUCGCACCGCAUCGCAAGCAGCACCAAGCAGAGGAAAGCAGGCUGCGAAGCAGAGUGAUAGCAGAGACAAGCAGGGCAAAGCAGAGCCAAGCAUAGGGCAGAGGAGCGACAGCGGCAGCGGCAGCGGCAACGGCAACGGCAACAAAGUUCCUGCUGUUUAUGCAAACGCCGACAGCCAGCAUAAAGGCACACUAAACAGAAAGAGAACCGAGUGUGAGAGAGCCGUCGACGUCGCCGUCGUCGUUGAGACGUUGAUUUACGGCCUGCCUGGGGAACCAGCAGCAGAGCAGCAGAGCAACAGAGACGGACUCCGCAACAGUCAAAGCGACAGCCAGAGCCACAGCGACAGCGACAGCGGCAGAGACAGAGACAGCAGCAGGAUGCGUGGCCGUCACUUGCGUCGACGCUUCAGCCUGCAGCCGUCCUUCAUGAAGGAUGACAACAACGAGGAUAAGCCGAAGCGUGACAAAGUGGGCAGGACCAAUGUGGUGGACGAUGCCAUCGGACCGGCCAAUGCCCGCCACAAGAUCGUCGUCAUGGGCUCCGCCAAGGUGGGCAAAACGUCGAUAAUCACACAGUUUCUAUACAACACAUUCAGCCCAAAGUACAAGCGGACCAUCGAGGAGAUGCACCAGGGCAACUUCUCCAUCGCCGGCGUCAGCCUCACCCUGGACAUCCUCGACACGGCCGGCUCCUACGAGUUCCCGGCGAUGCGCGCUCUAUCGAUAUCCUCGGCGGACGCCUUCAUCCUGGUGUACGACGUUACCGACAGCAGCACCUUCGAGGAGGUCCGCGCCAUACGCGACCAGAUCCACGAGACGAAGGCCACCACAGCGGUGCCCAUUGUGGUUGUGGGCAACAAAAUUGAUUUGCUUGCCGACGGCCAGACAGAGCGUGAGGUGGAGUACGCCACCACAGAGUCGGUGGUGACAGUCGAUUGGGAGAACGGAUUCGUCGAAGCCUCGGCCGCCAGCAACGAAAACGUCACACAGGUGUUCAAGGAGCUGCUGACCCAGGCCAAGAUCACCUACAACCUGAGUCCGGCUCUACGGCGUCGCCGCCAGUCGCUGCCCCAGCAGAUCGGUAACAACGGGCCGGGCACCCCGCUCCACCAUCAUGGCCAUGGCCAUCAUGGCCACCACCACCACGGCGGGGCCGCUGGGGGAUCAGCCUCCGGAUCGGCCUCCACAUCGGCGGCAGCGGCGGCCGGAGCUGCCGGUGGCGGCCAUGGCUCGCAUGCUCCGACGCCGGCACAGCUGCAACACCUGCAGCGCAUCCAAGAGCGGAGCAUGGGCGCCAAGCGCAACUCGUGCACCAUCUCCUAAGAAUUUACGAGUACGGGUAGUUUCGAACGAAGGCGAAGUCCAACAAAGAAUACAAUUAUAUACCAACUGAAGCUAAACUAAACGGUCUCCUACAAACGGUUUUCAAUAUUUCUCCAAUAAUACACUCAGAAUCAGACUCAGAAUCAGAAUCGGAAUCAGACUCAGAUGAUGAUUGAUCUUAACAAUACAAUACAAAUACAAAUACAAAUACAAAUACAAAUACAAUACAUUACAAUACGAGGGUAAAUGAAGCCUCUCGCCUCAAACGUACCUUGCUAUCUAUGUAUCUAUGUAUCUCUCUUGCUCUCCUCCGCUAUUAUCGCUCCAAUUACCAAUUACGUAGUACCUAUCCCAGUACCAGCCAUGGUUUUUUAUUGGCAUCUCUUCUGCCUCUGGUUUCCCACUCUCAGCGCGAAAUAUAGUACUUACAUACAUACAAACAUACAUAUAGUAUACUCGUAAUCAAAUCAAAUGAAUGUUGUAGACCAAAGGUAAAUCUCUAGACCCCAAUAUUAGACCAUGAAAUUUACUCAUUCACAAGCAAGACUAACCGUAAAAAAACCCGACGUAAAUGUCCCCGGACCGAGAGCCCUUGAACCGUGAACGAGCUCCCGUAACGUAACGGAGAUGGUAGAGGGCGAUCGAAGGCAAAAGCAAACUUAUCGUCUUUUAUAUGUGUCUCUGUGUACCUUUUAGCCGUGUUUGUGUGUCUAGUUGCAGCUUCCUUUUUCCACAUGAUGCAGGAACAUAUAGCGUUAUACAACAUAUAUACAUAUAUAUAUACAUAUAUA